Megalops cyprinoides (Indo-Pacific tarpon) is the source of this 2568-nucleotide messenger RNA. Its product is annotated as pre-mRNA-processing factor 39-like. Lineage: Eukaryota; Metazoa; Chordata; Actinopteri; Elopiformes; Megalopidae. The transcript has 14 exons. The record is from RefSeq and is a predicted model, not a curated record. The coding region runs from base 109 to 2514 and encodes 801 amino acids. Gene Ontology annotation, molecular function: protein binding. Gene Ontology annotation, cellular component: commitment complex; U1 snRNP; U2-type prespliceosome. Gene Ontology annotation, biological process: mRNA 5'-splice site recognition; RNA processing.
GUUGUGGAGCAUGAUCACAUUAAAACGCGGAUGCAAUCUAGCUAAUAAGUAAGACGACUGCAUUGCUGUUUGGCUAGGUAGAACACACUCCGGCGUGGGUGCAUUUUCAUGGAAGACUCUGACCAGCUAUUUUCCGGAAUGCCCAUGACGGGCAUGCUGGACUCGGAUCCCGCAGGAAGCUUCGGCUCGCUCGGCAUGGACGGCAUUGACCAUGGCUAUCUGUCAGACUCCCUUCUGUCCGCCCCCGUUCUGAUCGAGGCCUCCGAUGCUGCCAACAGCCCUGUACCUGACCCCGUGACCAGCCUGCUGGAGGAAGGGCAGGACCAGGAAGAGCAGUCAGAACAGCAUGACCCAGUUCAACAGCUUGAUCCCUUGGAUCAAAACCCGGUGCAGCCGCUGGAACCUAUAGGACAGGAUCUUCUAGAACAGUCUGAACCCUUCAAACAGGACCCGCUACAGCUCCAGGAGCCAUUAGAAUGUGAUGGCACAGGGAAUUUGGAAACCUCAGAGCAGGAGCAGGAGCAGGUAUGUCAUUCAGAAACAUCACAGCAGGACGAGCAGGAGUGUUCAGAGCCUGUGGAAAAGGAUGUGGCGGAACAAUCAGAACCACCAGUAGAAGCUCCGCCACAGCCGCCAGAGUCCCCGGAACCAGGCAGCCCGACGAACAUGGAGCUGGAGGACACAUCGAAGGACGGCGUGGAGGAGGACCCUGCCCUCCUGGAGGUCCCGUUCCCCGCGGAGUUCGAGAAGUACUACAAAGUAGUGGAGGAGAACCCUGAAGACUUCACAGGGUGGACGUACCUGCUGCAGUAUGUGCAGCAGGAGAAUCACAUAGGGGCUGUCAGGAAGGCCUUUGACUCCUUCUUCUUGCGGUACCCCUACUGCUACGGCUAUUGGAAGAAGUAUGCAGACAUUGAGAUGAGGCUCGACAGUCCACAAAUGGCAGAUGAGGUGUACCGCCGCGGACUGCAGGCCAUCCCCCUCAGCGUCGACCUGUGGCUGCACUUCAUUGCCUUCCUGAAGGAGACCGCGGACGCCAGCGACAGCACCGCAGAGACCCGCAUUCGAGCGGCGUACGAACACGCGGUGCUGGCCGCGGGCACCGACUUCCGCUCCGACCGCCUCUGGGAGUCCUACGUCAACUGGGAGGCGGAGCUGGGCAACCUGGCUAGCGUCACGGCCAUCUACGACCGCGUCCUUGGGAUCCCCACCCAGCUCUACAGCCAGCACUUCCAGAGGUUCAGGGAGCACGUGCAGAAUAACCUGCCGAAGAACUUCCUGUCUCAGGAGGAGUUUGUCCAGUUGCGGAUGGAGCUGGCCACUGCGGCCGGGCUUGGUGGGGAAGAAGCGACCCCCGCUGAAGACCUGCCAGAAGGCACGGAGGACCUCCCCGAUCCCGCAAAGCGCGUGACUGAGAUCGAGAACAUGCGGCACAGGGUGAUGGAGGCUCGACAGGAAGUGUUCAAUUACAACGAGCACGAGGUCAGCAAACGCUGGACCUUCGAGGAGGGGAUAAAGCGCCCUUACUUCCACGUGAAGGCGCUGGAGAAGACGCAGCUCAGCAACUGGAAGGAGUACCUGGACUUCGAAAUCGAGAACGGGACGCCGGAGCGCGUGGUGGUGCUGUUCGAGCGAUGCCUGGUGGCCUGCGCCCUCUACGAGGAGUUCUGGAUCAAGUACGCAAAGUACUUAGAAAACUACAGCAUCGAAGGCGUGAGGCACGUUUACAAGAAGGCGUGCACCAUUCACCUUCCCAAGAAACCCAACCUUCACCUGCUGUGGGCCGGGUUCGAGGAGCAGCAGGGCAAUAUCGAGGAGGCCCGAGGGAUCCUCAAGGCCCUGGAAGAGGCGGUGCCGGGCCUGGCCAUGGUGCGCCUCCGCCGGGUCAGCCUGGAGCGUCGCCAUGGCAACCUGGAGGAGGCAGAGUCGCUGCUGCGGGACGCUAUUGGCAAUGGGAAGAACGCCAGCGAGUCGUCCUUCUACUCCAUCAAGCUGGCCCGGCAGCUGCUCAAGGUGCAGAAGAGCCUGCAGAAGGCCAGGAAGGUGCUGCUGGAGGCCAUCGAGAGGGACAAGAUGAGUCCGAAGCUGUACCUGAACCUGCUGGAGCUGGAGUACAGCGGCGACGUGCGGCAGAAUGAGGAGCAGAUCCUGUCGUGCUUCGACCGGGCCCUCAGCAGCCCCCUGCCCCUGGAGGCCCGCCUCGCCUUCUCCCAGCGCAAGGUCGAGUUCCUCGAGGACUUCGGCAGCGACAUCAACAUGCUGGUUUCUGCGUACGAGGAACAUCAAAAGCUUUCGCAGGCACAUGAAUCCACAAAACGCAAAGCUGAAAACGGCUCCCAGGAGCCGGAGCCGAAGAGACAGCGCUCGGAGGACCCCUCCAUGGCCUCGGGACACAUGAUGCCAGACAUGCCGCCAAACCACUCGGCAUACAAUUACAACUAUAACUGGUAUCAGCAAUACAACUACCAGAACCCAUGGGGCUAUGGACAGUACUACCCCCCUCCCCCCACGUGAUGCUGCAGUCCAGGUCAUCUUUGUCAACUUUUAAACCAUGAGUGACAACCCCCC